UAAAUUUGUUCUUCAGAUAUACCGCGGCGCGGCUGUCGUCCUGUUCCCAUCAAUCCGGAUUGAGACUGCUUGGCCUCAGAUAUACCGCCACAUAUGCGAAUCCUACACACUUCCCCUUCCUCUUCCUCCUCUCCCUCUCGCCGCGACAGAUCGCUCACCUCGCCAAUGGCGGCCGCGCUGGCGAGCCGCGUGGAGUCGUGGGCUCGUGACCAGGCGGCGCGGCUCCCGCCCUGGGCGGCGCCGCGGUGGCCCUGGCCCCCGCCGCGGCCGCCCGCGUGGCCGUGGCCCGGGGACCGCCGGCGCCAGCGGGACCGCAUGUUCCGGGAGGAGUUCGAGCGCCGCCGACGCCAGCUCCGCGAGCUCUGCCGCGCCGUCCGCGUCGACACCGUCGCCGAGCUCCAGGAGCUGCUCUGCGCCAUGGUCCUUGCCGAGUGCGUCUACAAGAGGCCUGUUUCUGAGAUGAUGAGAUAUAUCAACAAGUUCAAAUCUGAUUUUGGCGGGAACAUUGUGUCUCUGGAGCGUGUUCAACCAUCCUUGGAUCACGUACCACAUCGGUAUCUGUUAGCGGAGGCUGGUGACACCCUGUUUGCUACAUUUAUUGGCACAAAGCAAUACAAAGAUGUUAUUGCUGAUGUGAAUAUACUCCAAGGGACCAUAUUUCAUGAGGAUGCUGCUCAGGAUUUGGCUUCUUCUGCUGACUCUGAAAAAAAUGAUUCUCAAAAGGGUGAAGAAAAGUUUGGGAAAUCUUAUCGAGAAACAUCAAAGAAGUUGAGAAAAUCAAAACCCGCAGCACACCGAGGUUUCUUGGCCCGUGCCAAGGGAAUUCCAGCACUGGAACUAUACAACCUUGCACAGAAAAAGAAUAGGAAACUUGUUCUUUGUGGACAUUCACUUGGUGGAGCGGUAGCUGCAUUGGCUGCACUUGCAAUCUUGAGAGUUCUUGCAUCAUCUCCAUCUAAAGAGCAUAACAGACUUCAGGUGAAGUGUAUCACGUUCUCUCAGCCACCUGUUGGGAAUGCUGCCUUGAGAGAUUAUGUUCACAAAAGAGGAUGGCAGGACUACUUCAAAUCCUACUGUAUCCCUGAAGACUUGGUGCCACGUCUUCUAUCUCCAGCAUACUUUCACCACUACAAUGCCCAAACACCAGAAGAAUCUUUUGUAAAUAGAACUGAUGCAAAAUCUGAAGAUAAUAUGGAGACAAGUUCUGAAAGGCCCAAAGGGAACAAUGGAGAGCAACUUGUUCUAGGUGUUGGUCCAGUUCAAAAGUCUAUGUGGAGACUUUCAAAACUCGUUCCCUUGGAAGGGGUGCGGAAAAGUUUAAGUGCACUCCAGAAACAAGCAAAUAUUUUUGGAAAGGCAUCAUCUCAAUUGGAUAGUUAUUUGCAAUCAAAGGUUGAUGAAUCUGAAGAAGAGCCACAAUCUCUUGAGAUUCAAGAAGGUUCGGAAGGAAUUGCUCUUACCGUUUUAUCUGUUAAAGAUGGAGAGCGCACUGAAGAAUACAAUAGGACUGAGAAAAUAAAUGCAUCUGAAGCUGGGGGUUCUAAGCGCUGGAGUAGAGUACCUUCUUUGCCUUCAUAUGUGCCAUUUGGUGAGCUUUAUCUUUUGGGAGAUGCGUCAGUCAAUACACUUUCAGAUUCUGAAUACUCCAAGAUGACAUCGGUGCAGUCUGUUAUAUCGGAGUUAAGGGAGCGUUUGCAAUCACACUCAAUGAAAUCCUAUAGGGCUCGGUUCCAAAAAAUAUAUGAUUUGUGCAUGAGUGCAAAUGCCCCCAUUUUUACCGGCAUUGAGCAAUUACCACAAUUUUCACAUCUACAAGAACUACUUGGUCUAACGGCCGCUGAUUCUGUUGAACUUGGUCAUAUCGUGGAGCGUCCUGUUAUUCGAACAGCCACUUCUAUUCUUCCUCUUGGAUGGAAUGGACUCCCUGGUGGUAAAAGUGCUGAGCCGCUAAAAGUUGAUAUAAUUGGGCAUGGCCUGCAUAUGUGCACUCUUUUCCAGGCUCAGAUAAAUGGAAACUGGUAUUCAACAGUUAUAGAAACUGUACCAUCAGGCACUUUGUACUCAUCAAAUCAAGAAGUGCAACCUACACUGCAAAAAAUGCGGAUUCUUGUUGGCCAUCCACUAAAGCAGCCUCCAAAUUACAUUAGUGAGGAUUUCAUGGUUCCUGUAAUCACAGGUGUUGAUUCAAGCCCAGAUUUUGGUUUUGAGUCAUUGUUUGAAGAUAAAGGUUGCUGCAAGGGUUUGAAUGGCUUUCUCAUAUAUGGGACAAGUGAUUUUGUAACCAUUUGUAAAGAGGUCUACGUUAGGACCCGGAGAGUGCGAUUGCUUGGACUAGAGGGGGCAGGUAAAACAUCCUUGCUCAAAGCAAUGUUAGGACAAGUUAAAGAAAGAAACAGUGCAGUUCUUGAAUGCAUACAUGUAGAUCUGCAUGGAAAGGGAAUAUCAAAUGGAUUGUGCUACUUAGAUUCGACAACAGUGAACUUGCAGGAACUACCUUCAGAGGUUAUGCGGUUCAAAGAAGAAUUGCAGUUAGGAAUACAUGAUGUCAGCAGGAAGACCGAUCUUGUUAUUGUUGUUCAUAACCUAGCACAUCGAAUUCCACAGUAUUACCAGUCCAACACUUCUCAGCCUCAGCCUGCUCUUUCACUUCUCUUGAAUGAAGCCAAGGCUCUUGGCAUUCCUUGGAUACUUGCAAUAACCAACAAAUUCUCUGUCAGUGCACAUGAGCAGAACACAUUGAUCAGUUCAGCUAUGGAAGCAUACCAAGCUUCUCCUGAGACGACGAGAGUUGUUAACUCUUCCCCGUUUCUAAUGCCAAGUGCCUCAAAUAGUUUGCAACCCGUUGGUACAACUACUGGAAAUUUGGCAAACAAGGAUCAUUCAGACAGAUCUGUUUAUCGUCCUGUAAACUUUGCACUCUCACCAUUUCAGAGGAAGGACAUUGUUAUGCAUGUGGAGGGCGUUACUGCCCUUCGUCAACUUGUACACCAAGUAGUCCUCGAUAAUGAAGAACCAGCAUUUGAGGAUCUUGCUCGCGAGAGAUUGUCGCUGGAUCUGGCGAGAGAGAAAGCGGCGUCUCUGCAAGAGAAGCAGAGGCCCCCCAAAAGAGAUAGCUCUGUUACAGCUGCUGCUGUAGGUGCGUCACUUGGCGCAGGCCUUGGGAUUGUAAUGGCUGUAAUAAUGGGAGCUGCAUCAGCCCUCAGAAAGCCGUGAUUGUUGGUUUUUUCUUUUGAUUUAUUAUUUAUUUUUUAAAAUUAGUAUAUAGUUUACUUUUGUUCCUGUGUUUGAAGCAUGCCUAGAAAAUGGCUUCAGUGUAGGCAAGAGUAGGUGGAUCAAGAUAGCAUGGUGCCACAAUUGGCUGUGUAUAGAAUAGGAGCCCUGCUCUGAUCCUGGGUGUGUUGUGCUAUUUGAGUAUGGCCCUUAGACAUGUUAUAUUUUCUGUUUCAAUUCCUUUCUUUAUCUUUACCA
Molecule: messenger RNA, 3468 nt
Organism: Phragmites australis (common reed)
Lineage: Eukaryota; Viridiplantae; Streptophyta; Magnoliopsida; Poales; Poaceae
Exons: 14
Coding region: 94-3213 (1039 amino acids)
Biological process (GO): lipid metabolic process
Source: RefSeq, a predicted model, not a curated record